GAACCGUCGACGGAAUUGGAUUGUUUCGGAAUUGAGUUCGCGGAAAAACCUGACGACUGCCGCUCGCGUUAGUGUCUACCCUCUUACCUCUUCUGUUUCCCACAGUAGAAGUAGUGCGUUUUAGGCUCGGGAUCGGUUUUCCAUGCAUCAUCCCCCUCUGGCCGCCUUGUUCCGGAAAACGGGGUGAAUCUGUUGUGCAAAGUUUCACGCUGCCGGGCGGGAUUUUCUUCACCUCGAGCAGUUGUGGGGGCUGUGCUGUGACAGUAGUGUGCGGUUCUGUGCUCCAAGAGGAAGCAGAGAUUUUUGUAUUUGCUGUCGUUGCCCACCACCCACUUAGCGUUUGGUGGAAUGUAGGUUUGUAGUGUUGCACUGCACUACAGUUAUGCUACCGUGGCCUGUGUCUUCUCCGCAGCGGAUCGGAAUGGUCGCUUUGUUCGCUCUAGCUGGUGCAAGCAGUAGUGGUGGGAUGCAGUGUCCUUGUGCUAAAAUGCUCGCAUAUGGAAUUUUGUGGUGUCAGUGCAAGAGACAGUGAAUAAAGAGCAGGAAUCUUAUUUUGGAUGCAUUUUUCGGCGAAUAUUAAACGGAUAACUUUAUCCAGCGUGUCGGUCGGCUGUUGCUCGAGAUCUGUAUCGUGACUGGUGUGAGGGUGAUUAGUGAUACUGUGGGAAUUGAAUUCAAAGUCAGAAAUAGUUUGGAAGUUCUGAUAAUUCAGGAUAAGAGGAAAUUGAAGAGCAGUGUCACUGCAGUUUAUCAGAAGUCAGGAUACAACCGAAUGGAUAGCGAUAAUUGUGUGAUACGCGUUUGGAAUAAAUGGAAAUCAAGAGUGACAUGUGAAGUGAAACUUCAAAGAUGAAAUGGAGAGUUUUCAAUCUGAUAGCCGCGAUUCAUCGGUAGAUUGUCGAAAAACCACUGAUCAACUCACCAAACGGCAGUUUGCAUGCGUCGAAUUGUUAGUAAGCCGUUAAGUGCAGAAUCAUCAAGGCUCAAGUGCAAAGAUUCCCCUUUAUUAAAUAGCAUCAUCAGCUUUCUGGCCGAGUGAGGAUGAAGCUGCAAGAAACCGGCGAAGAAAUUCAUAAAUACGUGAUUUUACGAUCGGAUGCCAACUCGACGCCGAGUGAUCUCGUUGAUUGUCGUAGCCGUCAGCGUCGAGGGUUUUGCGGGAGGGCACUCAGAACGCCCCCCAGUUGAGAGGAGGAGGAGGACCAUCUUUGUCCCAGUCAGCUAGUGAAAACGAUAUUCAAAUUAAAUGGGUGACGUCUUAUAAAUCAGCCGUUAAUACGAAUCCCGGACACAUUGGAAUGCUAUUUUGGGGGCGAGAUUGCAAAGGGACAGUGCACGGGUGUAUAAUUGAGUAGGUGCGAAAGAGAGUGAAAUUGUUUUGUUCGCCCGGCGAGCGAAUAACAACUGUGAUACAACUUUUGUGGAAUAACAAGGAGUGGGAAAAAGGUUUUACGAGUGCUUCCAACGGAAAGCAAAUAGUCAAUGAAAUCCCACCGCUCAAGGGAACGUCGUUUCAGCAGAAAUUCCAUUCAAGCAAAUAGACAACGUCCUCUCGGGUGCCGUCAAAGUUAUUGCCCCCGACCGUAACAUAGAACUUUCUCUCCAGUAAUCAAGGGCAAGUCAAACGAAUUUCAUCCCGUCACACAACUGAGCAUUUGUGUCCCGUGAAGGCGAAAAUGUUCGGUCAGCCAAACUUAAGCAAUCCAAAUCAUCAGUGCAUGUACAGAAGCUAUCCGACGCUACCCCGAACCUCCUAUCCCCAACAGUCCCAACAGCAACCUUACUUGUUCCAAUCUAUGACCCUUCCAUGACAGUAUAGUCAAAACCGUCAGACCCGUAAAAACAAUUGCUAUUAUUGCAAUAACAACAUCAAUCUCACCUGCACCUGUUUGUCGUCGAGUGCCUUAGGAUACUUCUACUCGACGUCGCAAACUCUAAACUCGGCCCCAUCGACUCUACCCAGACGUUCCCGUCCCACCAAUCAUCAUUAUCUGCCCACAUAUCCCUACCUACAGGCUCCCAUCCAGCCUCCGUUCCAAUUUCAACCUCUGAUCCAACCUCCCCAGACUGCCACUAAAGCCACCUCAAUCACUCCACCGGUUCGCCAGACAAAGAACCAGGAAUCGCAAGUCGACGAAGAGAUGCUCGGAAUCAACACAUCCAACGACCUGGACUCACCGGCCUUGUCCGCAUCGCCUCCACCGGCCCCAGCUCCUCGACCUCCACCCUUCCGGAACGGUUGCCAACGGUGUCGAUUCACGGCAUCGAUGGCUUCUGCCAAUUCAACACUGAGCCGAUCGCACCAGCAUCUAUCGGGAAGUGCCAGCAAUACCCUGACCAGAGGGAACACUCACAACAGCAGCCUACGAGAAAGCAGCGGUGGAGCAGCGAGCGGUGGUGGUAAUCACAUAGCCACAAGCACUGGCCAUUUGCACACGGCUGGCACGACGGCAGGACAUCAAAACGGGACAUAUCCUGGUGGCUAUGACCGAAGCCGGCUGAUGGAGGAGGAAGACUCAGCUUAUCCGGCUCUGUUAGAACGAGAACUACAUUCCCUCCAUCGGAAUGUGCCGGCAUUGCGACGGGCCGGCGUUGACACCACUGCUAUUAGACAGCACUUUUACCCGGACGGCGGAUGGGGUUGGAUCGUUUGCGGAGUUGCAUUCCUGGCGCAUGUUCUCACCACGGGAUUUCAGCUGUCCUACGGGCUUCUGCUGCUGUACGCGAUGCGCCACCUGGGUCACGAGGUGAAUACCGAAGCAGGAUGGCUGGGAGCUGCUAGUUGGGCGAUGUCUCUGUUGGCGGCCACUAUCGUCGUGGCAUUGUGUCGUCGGAAGUCAACCCGAUUGACGGCCGUGCUCGGUGGACUGGUGCUUGCGUUGGGGAUCCUUUUUACCUCCUUUGCCACCCAGCUGCACCAGGUAGCGUUUAGCUAUGGAGUGAUAGUCGGCGUUGGGGCUGCCAUGGUUCGUGAAUCGGCAGCCGUGAUGCUGGGACACUACUUCAAACGGCGGAGACAAUUUGUCGAGAUGAUUACGAUGUCGGGCGAAGGUGUCGGCGUGGCGCUGUUUUCUGUGAUACUGAAGGAAGGCGUAGGAAAAAUGGGCUGGCGCCUGGGUCUGCAAGCCGUCACCGGACUGGUAUCGUUCAGUUUCUUCAUGGGGCUGCUCUACCGACCGGCAUCCCUCUAUCAUCCCCAGCGGCGGGCGAUUCUGCAUCUGAAAAACCAAAGGAAGAAGGUGAAGGAGAAGAAAACCCACGUCCGUACGCCAAAGCCACCGUUCCUGGACUGGACCCCCCUCAAGCUCACCACCGUGCGAAUGCUUUCGAUUUCAGCAGCUGUGGCCGCGUUCGGCAUCUACUCUCCUGUCUUUUUUCUGUCAUUGCAUGGAUUCAACGAGGGAUACGACAUGCAAGAUCUGGUCCUGCUGCAAACCUUCCUGGGGCUUUCGAUUGCACUUGGCGUCGUAUUUAGUGGUUCGUCUAUCAACAAAACUCUGGAGAUUUCUUUCAAAAAGAUUCGAAUAUCUCGUCAAUAUGUCUGUCAGGGCUGUGUUACGCUUAUCUCGCUUUCCUUGCUGGUGCUGUCGGCGGUGGCCGACUACCGGGGUUUGUGCUUCUCGGCAUGGGCCUACGGACUUGGACUCGGUGGCUACCGGUACACGCUGAAAAUGCUGGCCAUCGAGCGGAUACGGGGCAAGUACUUCUCCAAGUCGUGGGGAUUUAUCAAAAGUGCUGAAUCACUACCGGUGCUGGUCGGAGUUCCGUUGUGUGCUUUCCUGAACGAUUCAUCGCACCGGUACGGGCGAGCCGGGUACUACAUCUGUGCAGCGAGUGCGGCCAUAUCCGCCAUCAUACUGUUUUUCGUUGGCCAUCCGGACGGGAAGAACAUGAAGUAUUCGGCAAAUGGAUCGAUAACAUCCCGUUGCACGGCUCCCACCUCAUCGAGUGACUGUCAGCACAUGCUAAACCGUAGCUUUUCAUCACAGCGUUUCAACAAUCAAUGGUAUCCAAAUACCCACAGUACGAAUCUGUCCAGCGGUUGCCAACAAGGGGCGACAGCUUAUGGCGGAAUAGGCGGACAACCACAGCCACCUCAGCGUUGUCUCUCCAGUCAAUUCAUGAACGGUGGCCCAGGGGUGGCCCUCGGAAAUGGUACUAGUGCUCCCGGAGGCACGGCCAAUUACAACUAUCAUAGCCCAUACUGCCAAAGUGCCGGCCAGCCACAUCACCACCAUGGCCGCUUGCACAAGAGUCUUUCAUUUGCCUUCCAAUCACCCAUCGUCAGCAACGAGGACCGAGGCCAGCAGCAAACCACAUUCCGGCAGUCCAGUCAAUAUGCCGCCGAUUAUCCGCCACCCAGUAGAUGCUACUCGAGAUGCGAAGUACACAACCCAUCCCACCGGGGAACGCCAUCCUACAAUCGUGCCCCCUCGGUGACUGCAGUCCAUCAACCGACCGGAAGCAACGUGUGCGCCAACGGACUGCAGAACAAUCCCUCCCGAAGUCGAAGCGUUCCGGAAGGGUUGGCCAACGGGCACCGGGGUGGGGCCGAUUGCCAUUGGAACCACUGCCACUGGACCACCGCCAACGGGGUUAACUUUUGCCGACCGACUCGACCCAUUCAGGUGGUGGAACAGAUUACGACAUCCGUUUGACUAAAGUUUAAAAUAAUGCGUUUUUUCCUGUGCAUCUCGAUUCAUCUGCUGGAGGGGCUGUUUUCCUAGUCAACUUCAUGUGUGCAUUAAGCAGUCACGGUCACGUUCAUCUCCAUAAACCUAGAUAAAUUUGCGAUUUACCCACGCCCUAUUGGGGAAAAUAACUAUAGGUACAAUACAUCGAGCAGUCUUGUGUAAAGUUUUGUUAUGCGUCAAAUUUA
Aedes aegypti (yellow fever mosquito) is the source of this 4879-nucleotide messenger RNA. RefSeq names its product monocarboxylate transporter 8. The record is from RefSeq and is a predicted model, not a curated record. Gene Ontology annotation, molecular function: monocarboxylic acid transmembrane transporter activity. Gene Ontology annotation, biological process: transmembrane transport. The coding region runs from base 2142 to 4658 and encodes 838 amino acids. The transcript is spliced from 13 exons. NCBI's taxonomy places the organism in Eukaryota, Metazoa, Arthropoda, Insecta, Diptera, Culicidae.